This is a messenger RNA of Sinocyclocheilus grahami, 1980 nucleotides long. RefSeq lists its product as uncharacterized. Gene Ontology annotation, molecular function: protein binding; DNA endonuclease activity. Gene Ontology annotation, cellular component: nucleoplasm; cytoplasm. Gene Ontology annotation, biological process: resolution of meiotic recombination intermediates; double-strand break repair via homologous recombination. The transcript has 7 exons. The record is from RefSeq and is a predicted model, not a curated record. NCBI's taxonomy places the organism in Eukaryota, Metazoa, Chordata, Actinopteri, Cypriniformes, Cyprinidae. The annotation marks the transcript as partial.
UUUACCUCAUAUUUCAUAUCGCACACAGUAGGUGUCUGUUCACAGCACCUUUAUUACAUGUGCAGAUAUGAGGAUAAUCUGUCAUUGUUAUGCAGGUGUGUAGAGUCUCUGCUGCGUCGCGGUGCGAACCCCAACAGGAUCGUCGGGGACGGAGUGUCAGCGGUGCAUUUAGCUGCAGGUAAAGAGUCUGAGAAAGGACUGCGCUGCCUCAAACUCAUUCUGCAGCACGGAGCGGAUCCGAACCUCAGGACGACUGAAAAUCUGACUCCUUUACAUAUUGCUGCGUCUUGGGGCUGUUUUCAGAAUCUCAGAUUUCUCUUAAGGAACGGUGGAAACCCAAACCUCACAGAUCAAAGUCCAACUAGCGGUUCAGUGCCCAGCGCUGAAAACAGUGCAAGUCCACCUUUGGCCAAACCCUGUGCCCACAAAUCAGAUUUGACUGUAGAGCAGUGUGGCUUCAGUGUUAGAAAUCAAAGUCUUACUUUUGUUGAUGAUGGAAACAGACAGCUGAAAGAAGGAGUCAGGAAACAUAUUGAACAAUCGAGUUUAUCCGCAACUGGCAGAGAUGCUGGUAAGGUUGCGGUGACCAGUACUGAAACUCAUUGUAUUCCAAGUCCAUUUGUCACUGGGAGAACAAGGUCCAGAUUGAGUCGUCAUUCGGAGAAAAUGAGCCAAAAAUUGGCUUCCUUUCAAGCCAGCUCUUGCCUCUUUGAACAGACGCUACCCACCGCUAUCCGAUUGCGCCGCAACACGGUUAAGUCGCCUUAUGGUUGGUCAAAGCACAGUUUUAAUAAAGACAAAAUGGAGGAUGUUGACUCCCAGUUGAGCUCUCUCAAAUUAUCUGUAAGCUCAGAUGGUCAAAGCCAAGCGGACACACUAAUCUUAUCGGACAGCAUGGCUGACACGGUGUUAAUUUCUGAAAGGAUUGUUGAAUCACAGUUGGAAACGAGUGUCAGUGAAGCUGGUAAUAAGGUAACCACUCCUGAAUGCUUGACUGGUAUGCAAGAAGUGAAGAAAACUGCAAAAGGAAUGCCACAGAUAAUCCCUACUGCUGUAGGAGACAAAGAGUCCAGUGUUACGUGUGGACUUGCCUCUCAAGGGUCUUUGCCGUUUCAGGUAGAUAACUCAGAAUCUGCCUCCAGUUUGAUGUAUGAAUCUCCAAAAGCACAGAAGAAUCCAGGUGCUAAUCCAGGGUGCUCUGGAUGUACUCCUCGGUAUAGCAUGAGCCGAUUGUCAGGCCGCUCGCGGCAGGCACUGGCAAACCUUUCUUGCACACCUGCUGGACAGCCCUUAACUACUGAUACGGAUGUACCUGUGGAAUACCUUUACACUGACACUGAAGAGGGCCAUAAGCUCAUUGAGACCCAUGUUCCCCCAACGGCCAAUACCUCCUUCAUUGCAGGUUACAGCCCAGAACUCGAAAAUGGGCUUCACAGAUUCGUACUUCCUAAUUGUCAAGCAGAUGAGCUCGCUCUGUGUGAGCAGUUUGAUAAGCCAGAUCAGAAUAAGAGAUGGCGUGAGGGUUUCAUUAAAUCCAGCUUUAACUACCUGCUGCUUGACCCACGGGUGACAAAGAAUCUACCAUAUCGAAGUCAGUCCAUGAAUCCUAAAGAAUGUUUUCAGACGUUCAUCAGUGCUGUUUUCUAUGUUGGAAAGGGCAAGCGUUCUAGACCUUACAGUCACCUCUAUGAAGCUCUGGAAUAUUUCAAAGGAGAUAAGACAUCGAAGAAACUCUGCUCAAAAGUGCAGCACAUCCUGCAGGUCUGGAAUGCAGGGCAUGGAGUGAUAUCCCUGCACUGUUUCCAGAACGUCAUUGCAGUGGAAGCCUACACACGUGAGGCCUGUAUGGUGGAUGCCAUCGGGCUGAAGAUGCUCACAAACCAGAAAAGAGGAGACUACUAUGGUGUGGUGUCAACUUGGCCUGUGCGGAGAAAACGUGAGUUAGGGGUUCACCUGUUGUACAGGGCAAUGCAGAUCUUU